GGAUUAUGAGUUUCUGACCCUGUCUCAAAAAAAUAAAAAAUAAAAAGCAUCUUAUGACCUCAGACUGAGUAGAGAGGAGGGUGCACAGGGAGCUGGGAGAGUGUGGGGGUCGGGGAGUGUACCCCUCCGGUCUGCCCCCCACUCCCCCGCUUCCUGCCCCCAGGACCUUUGCACUGGCCAGGGUCACCCUGUACCAGGCUGGCAGAAAGUAAAUGCAGUGACUGAGUUAGGAGAGAGCUUACCACAGGCGCCAGGCUCCGAGCGCGGUGGGCGCCGUUACUGUCCCAGCUGGGGAGUAGGAUUCUAGAAUGUCCAACAGGCGCUCUGCCCCCCACCCGCCAUGUGGGGAAGGGAUUUGAGCUUGGAAGGAUGCCUGGGAGUUUGGGGGUAGACACGGCAGGUUCUCAGAACUGCGCCCAGACGCGUAGCCAUGAGGAGUGGCCAGCAAGCCCAGUGUAGGCGCCCCAAUCAUGGGGAAGGCCUGGUUACCAGCCCCCCACAUCUGUGAGGUCUGUCUGAUGUCCUUCCUUGGUUGGGGAAGAGGGUGGCCAUGUUAAACCACGUGGUCCAGGCUUGAGAAGAGGAGGGGGCGCCGAGGGCAGGGCAUCUGGGGAUGUGUAGGAGUUCAAGAGGGUUCUCAGCCCCACACCAGCCUUGGCUCUUUCCUUUGACGGGCCCUUGUGCCAAUGUCCUGGCUGUGGCUGGUCCUGUGGGACAGAGAGGGCCUGGGCCGGCCUGGCCAGAGAGGACAGGGAACAUGGCCAGCAGGUCUGUGACCCGGUCACUUGUUGUUUACCUUCCUACCUUGUUGGCCACGAGGGACCGUGAUAUGGACGCCCACCAUGGCCUCCCCGAGGGGGUGGGACCUAGAGAACAGUGACAGAUGGGACCAGCAGGCAGAGGUACUCAGGGAUGAGUUCCACCCGUUCAUCGAGGCGCUGCUGCCGCACGUGCGCGCCUUCGCCUACACCUGGUUCAACCUGCAGGCGCGGAAGCGCAAGUACUUCAAGAAGCACGAGAAGCGGAUGUCCAAGGACGAGGAGCGCGCGGUGAAGGACGAGCUGCUGGGCGAGAAGGCCGAGGUGAAGCAGAAGUGGGCGUCGCGGCUGCUGGCCAAGCUGCGCAAGGACAUCCGGCCCGAGUGCCGCGAGGACUUCGUGCUGGCCGUGACCGGCAAGAAGGCCCCGGGCUGCGUGCUCUCCAACCCGGACCAGAAGGGCAAGAUGCGGCGCAUCGACUGCCUGCGCCAGGCCGACAAGGUGUGGCGCCUGGACCUGGUCAUGGUCAUCCUGUUCAAGGGCAUCCCGCUGGAGAGCACGGACGGCGAGCGGCUGGUGAAGGCGGCCGCCUGCGCGCACCCGCUGCUGUGCGUGCAGCCGCACCACAUCGGCGUGGCCGUCAAGGAGCUGGACCUGUACCUGGCGUACUUCGUGCGUGAACAUGACGCGGAGCAGAGCAGCAGCCCCAGGACAGGCGUGGGCUCCGACCAGGAGGACAGCAAGCCCAUCACGCUGGACACCACGGACUUCCAGGAGAGCUUCGUCCACGUGGAGUCGGGGUGCGGGCCGGGGCCAGGCGGGCGCGGGGUGCGUACCUGGGUCAGGCAGAGCGGGGAGGAAUACAUCCCGGGGCGCUGGCACCGGAGGCGCAGAGGCCGAGCGGCCGCCGAACUUACUGAGUCAUUUUUGCAGCGGCUCCUCCCGCUCCUCCCUCCGCCGUCCUCCCCGCCCCGCGCCGCCUCCCGCCCGCCCCCGCUCCCUCCCCGCCGCCGCAUCCAACUUUCAAAGAAUCGCCGACAGCAAACAAACAAACAAACUGUGGCCCGCGGACCCGAGUCCCCUCCCCCGAAACCCGUCCAUCUGCGCUCAGGUUCCAGGGACGUGGCAACCCGGUCCAGGGCAGAUGGGGCUGAAUCGCAGCGGCCCCCACCCCACCUGUGCCCCGGACGCCCCCCACACCCCUUCUGUGCCCCAGCUGCCCCCCACACCCCACCUGUGCCCCAGCUGCCCCCCACACCCCACCCCCCCCCCACCCCCACCUGUGCCCCGGACGCCCCCCACGCCCCACCUGUGCCCUGGACGCCCCCCACGCCCCACCUGUGCCCCAGCUGCCCCCCACACCCCACCUGUGCCCCGGACGCCCCCCACGCCCCACCUGUGCCCCCAGCUACACUCCACCUGUGCCCCAGCUGCCCCCCACACCCCACCUGUGCCCCCAGCUACACCCCACACUCCACCUGUGCCCCAGCUGCCCCCCACACCCCACCUGUGCCCCAGCUGCCCCCCACACCCCACCUGUGCCCCAGCUGCCCCCCACACCCCACCUGUGCCCCCAGCUGCCCCACACACCCCACCUGUGCCCCAGCUGCCCCCUAG
Onychomys torridus (southern grasshopper mouse) is the source of this 2375-nucleotide messenger RNA. Its product is annotated as nuclear factor 1 C-type-like. Gene Ontology annotation, cellular component: nucleus. The record is from RefSeq and is a predicted model, not a curated record. The transcript is spliced from 5 exons. The coding region runs from base 843 to 2375 and encodes 510 amino acids. Gene Ontology annotation, biological process: regulation of transcription by RNA polymerase II. Lineage: Eukaryota; Metazoa; Chordata; Mammalia; Rodentia; Cricetidae. Gene Ontology annotation, molecular function: DNA-binding transcription factor activity, RNA polymerase II-specific; RNA polymerase II cis-regulatory region sequence-specific DNA binding.